Messenger RNA from Danio aesculapii, 7066 nucleotides. It is a transcript of the gene lrp5, whose product is annotated as low density lipoprotein receptor-related protein 5. Bases 133 to 4986 code for a protein of 1617 amino acids. The record is from RefSeq and is a predicted model, not a curated record. Lineage: Eukaryota; Metazoa; Chordata; Actinopteri; Cypriniformes; Danionidae. The transcript is spliced from 24 exons. Gene Ontology annotation, molecular function: protein binding.
CAUUCCCCUCCUCGUGCCUCCUCUACUAUCGCUAGAAAAGUCGCUCGGGCGAAAAAAAAGUCCGAUUGAUCGACCUACGGACUAACAAACUUUCUCCUAACACCAAUACCUCGAAGAAAUGGAGCUGGGAUUAUGGAAUUAAAGCCCGGAGCGCUUGCGAUGGAGAUUUUAUUGCUGGAACUGCUGCUUUGUUGUAGUCUGACGGUGAUUCGCGGGUCUCCUCUGCUGCUUUUCGCCAACCGGCGGGAUGUCCGGCUGGUGGACGUGGAGGUGGGCCGAUCAGAGUCGGCAGUGGUGGUCAGUGAUCUGGAGGACGCGGCCGCAGUGGACUUCCUCUUCUCGGAGGGCCUGAUAUUCUGGACAGACGUCAGUGAGGAGGCCAUCAAACAGACCUACUACAACCUCUCUAUGAACUCUAUGAAGGAGGCCGCGCUGGGCAAAGGGCAGACGGUGGUGGUUUCAGGUCUGGAUUCUCCCGAUGGCUUGGCCUGCGACUGGCUGGGACACAAACUGUACUGGACUGACUCGGAGACGAACCGCAUCGAAGUGGCCAAUUUGGACGGCACCUCCCGAAAGGUGCUCUUCUGGCAAGAUCUGGACCAGCCCAGAGCGAUUGCGCUAAACCCGUCUCAUAGGUAUAUGUAUUGGACCGACUGGGGAGAGGAGCCAAGAAUAGAGAGAGCUGGAAUGGAUGGCAGCAAUCGACAAAUCAUUGUCCAGAAGCAGAUCUACUGGCCCAACGGACUCACCAUUGACCUGGACGAGCAGAAACUCUACUGGGCUGAUGCCAAACUCAGCUUCAUCCACAGAGCCAACUUAGAUGGAACUUCUCGGGAGGCUGUGGUGGAGGGUUCCCUCACCCACCCGUUUGCCCUCACCCUUUACGACGAAACGCUCUACUGGACCGACUGGCAGACCCGAUCCAUCCACGCCUGCAACAAACACAGUGGAGAGAAGCGCAGGGAAAUUCUCAACAGCAUUUACUCGCCGAUGGACAUCCAGGUGCUCGGCCAAGAGCGCCAGCCCAACAUUCAAACUCCAUGCAGUGAAAGAAACGGAGGCUGUUCCCACCUGUGUCUCCUCUCCCCCGUUCCUCCCUUUUACAGCUGCGCUUGUCCAACAGGGGUUAAACUCAAAGAGGACGGAAAGACUUGUCGACCAGGAGCAGAACAGGUGCUUUUACUUGCUCGUCGCACUGAUCUUCGGCGGAUAUCCUUGGACUUACCUGACUUCACAGAUAUCGUCCUUCAAGUCAAUGAUAUUCGUCACGCAAUUGCCAUUGAUUAUGACCCGGUGGAAGGAUAUGUCUACUGGACGGACGAUGACUUGAGGGCCAUACGGCGUGCCCGAAUUGAUGGAAGUGAUGCCCAGACUUUGGUCACCAAUGAGAUCAAUCACCCUGAUGGAAUUGCUGUGGAUUGGGUGGCGCGAAACCUCUACUGGACGGACACUGGCACAGAUCGCAUUGAGGUGACCAGACUCAAUGGCACUUCUCGGCGGGUCCUCAUAUCUGAGAACCUGGACGAACCACGAGCCAUUGUAUUGGAUCCCAUAAAUGGAUAUAUGUAUUGGACUGAUUGGGGGGAGUUGCCCAAAAUUGAACGAGCUAACCUAGAUGGCACGGACCGGGUUGUGCUUCUCAACACUUCUCUUGGCUGGCCGAAUGGUUUGGCUAUAGACUAUGUAGCCGGAAAGCUUUACUGGGGUGAUGCCAAGACAGACAAAAUUGAGGUCAUAAAUGUGGACGGCACCAACAGGAUGACUAUUCUGGAGGACAAACUGCCUCAUAUCUUUGGUUUUACGCUGCUGGGGGAGUACAUCUACUGGACGGACUGGCAGAGGAGGAGCAUCGAGAGAGUUCACAUCACCAACUCCACUCGAGAGGUGAUUGUGGAGCAGCUGCCCGACCUCAUGGGCCUCAAAGCCACCAAAGUCAUGGAAGCUGAAGGCACCAACGGCUGUGCCGAAAACAACGGCGGCUGCAGUCACCUGUGCUUCCACCGGCCGCAGGGUCUGAGCUGCGCCUGUCCCAUGGGCCUGGAGCUGCUGAGCGACCUGCGCACCUGUGUGGUUCCUGAAGCCUUCCUGCUGUUCACCAACCGUGCCGAUAUUCGCAGCAUCUCUCUGGGCACCAACAGCAAUGACGUGCCCAUCCCGCUGACUGGGGUCAAAGAAGCAUCCGCACUGGACUUCGACGUUUUGGAGAACAGAAUCUACUGGACCGACGUCAGCACCAAGACCAUCAGCAGAGCGUUCAUGAACGGCAGCUCGGUUGAACCCGUCAUCGAGUUUGGUCUGGACUAUCCUGAGGGAAUGGCAGUGGACUGGAUGGGCAGAAACCUCUACUGGGCAGAUACUGGCACCAACCGCAUUGAAGUGGCCCGUCUGGACGGCCAGUACCGGCAAGUGCUGGUCUGCAAAGAUCUGGAUAACCCUCGAUCGCUCGCUCUGGAUCCUGCCAACGGGUACAUGUACUGGACUGAAUGGGGAGGUCGACCCAGGAUUGCUCGCGCUCACAUGGACGGCAGUAACAUCGUGACUUUGGUGGAUAAAGUGGGACGAGCAAACGGACUGACCAUUGACUACAUUGACCAGCGGCUCUACUGGACAGACCUGGACACCUGCAUGAUAGAGUCCACAAACAUGCAAGGUCUACAGCGAGAGAUCGUGGCUGAUGAUCUUCCUCAUCCUUUCGGCUUGACGCAGUAUCGUGACUACAUCUACUGGACGGACUGGAACCUGCGCAGCAUUGAACGGGCCGACAAGCGCAGCGGCUUGAACCGAACGGUGGUGCAGGGACAUCUGGAGUAUGUCAUGGAUAUCCUGGUUUUCCACUCCUCCAGGCAGGAUGGUGCCAAUGAUUGUUCACAAAACAACGGCCAGUGUGCCCACCUGUGUCUGGCAUCCCCCUCUGGAGCCCAGUGCCGAUGCGCAUCCCACUACACUCUGGAGGCCAACGGACGCAACUGCAGCUCGCCCUCUAGUUUCCUGCUGUUCAGCCAGAAGAGCUCUAUCAGCCGAAUGGUUCUAGGUGAACAGAGUCCAGACAUGAUUUUACCUAUUCAUGUGAUGAAGAACCUGCGCGCCAUCAGCUUCGACCCUUUGGAGCGACUGGUCUACUGGGUGGACGGACGCCAAAACAUCCGCAGAUCCAGAGAUGAUGGCACUCAGGCCUCCACAGUGAUGACCCCAGACAGCCUUCACCCCAAGCAGCCUCAUGACCUCAGUCUGGACCCGUACAGCCGCACCGUUUACUGGACCUGCGAGACCACCAACACCAUCAACAUCCACCGCAUGGAUGGGCACGUCAUUGGAGAGGUGCUGAAGGACGAUGUGGACAAGCCACGUGCUAUAGUGGUGAAUGCAGAGAAAGGCUACAUGUAUUUCACUACUGUUCAGGAGCGUUCAGCUAAAAUUGAAGGUGCUUCUUUGGACGGGACGGAGCGCGAAUCUCUGUUUACGACCAGUUUGAUCCGGCCUGUGGCUCUUGCUUUGGACAAUAAGCUGGGGAAGCUGUUUUGGGUGGAUGCAGAUCUGAAACGCAUCGAGAGCAGCGACCUGUCUGGCGCGAAUCGGAUCGUUCUCCAGGACUCAAACAUCCUCCAGCCUGUUGGUUUAACUGUUUUGGGGGAUCACCUGUACUGGAUCGACAAACAGCAGCAGAUGAUCGAGCGCGUGGACAAGCUGACUGGAGAGAAGAGGACCCGCAUUCAGGGCCGACUGCAGUACCUGACCGGCAUCCACGCAGUGCAGUACAUGGAGACAGACGAGUUUGCCACACACCCGUGUUCCCGUGACAAUGGAGGCUGUUCGCACAUCUGCAUUGCUAAAGGUGACGGGACACCUCGCUGCUCCUGUCCCAUGCAUCUGGUGCUGCUUCAAAACCUGCUCAGCUGUGGAGAGCCUCCCACCUGCUCGAGUGAGCAGUUUACCUGCGCUACCGGUGAGAUCGACUGUAUCCCGAUGGCGUGGCGCUGUGACGGCAUCGCUGAAUGUGCAGACAACAGUGACGAGAUGAACUGUCCCAUCUGCUCCGAACUGCAGUUUCAAUGUGACAAAGGCCAGUGUGUGGACAUUCAGCUGCGCUGCAAUGGAGAGCCCGACUGCGCAGACGGCUCCGAUGAACAGGACUGUGAAACCAUUUGCUUGUCUAAUCAGUUCCGUUGCGGCAACAGCCAGUGUAUUCUGAAGAAACAGCAGUGUGACUCCUUCCCAGACUGCACUGAUGAGUCUGACGAGCGUUUCUGCGACUUCCCACCACCACCCAACGAUCUUCCACGUCACACCAGCACCAUCGGCCCAGUCAUCGGCAUCAUCCUCUCCGUCUUCGUAAUGGGCGGCAUGUGUUUCGUGUGCCAGAGAGUCGUGUGUCGUCAUUACAAAGGCCCCAAUGGAGGAUUUCCACACGAGUACAUCAGUGGGACGCCUCACGUGCCUCUCAACUUCAUCGCACCCACAAACUCACAGCAUGGCACUUUUACAGGGAUAUCAUGUGGGAAGUCAAUGAUGAGCUCAGUGAGUCUGAUGGGCAGCAGCAGCAGUGGAGCUCCUCUCUAUGACAGAAACCAUGUAACAGGAGCUUCAUCCAGCAGCUCUUCCAGCACCAAAGGAGCUUUUUACCCACAGAUGCUCAACCCUCCGCCAUCACCAGCAACGGAUCGCUCGCUUUACAACGCAGAAGUUUUUUAUUCAUCUAACAGCCCGUCAACAACCAGGUCUUACAGACCAUAUUUGAUGCGAGGGGUCGCGCCCCCCACCACCCCCUGCAGCACAGACGUGUGCGACAGCGACUACACCACCAGCCGCUGGAAAAGCAACAAGUACUACAUGGACCUCAAUUCAGACUCUGACCCCUACCCUCCACCCCCGACCCCCCGCAGCCAGUACAUGUCAGCAGAGGAGAGCUGUCCACCUUCACCCUCCACCGAGCGCAGCUACUUCCACCUGUGUCCUCCGCCCCCCUCGCCCUGCACAGACUCCUCAUGACACCCGGCCACCUGCUGCCCUCUGUAAAUACUUUUAAAUAGCUCCAAAAAGAAGACACUAAAGAUUUUAUUUUAUUUUCCCACACACACACACACACGUGCUUUUGUUCGAAUAACAUUUCAGCUUUUCAGAAGAGGAACAGGAUAUUUUCGGCCUCAGUUUUAGAUGUACAGUGGACGUGAUUGGACGAGUGAAUUAUAUUAUGACAAUAUUUUUUAUAUAUAUAAUUCCCUCCCGACUACCAGCGCUUCAUUAUGUCACAAUACGAGCAUAUCGAUUCGGUGUGAUUUUUAUUUACGCUUAAUAUGAAUUCAAAAGGAGUUAAAUCGCAAACCAAAUCAGAACGCCAAAAUCAUCCACUGCUGCGGAGUUGUACAUACAUGUAAUUAAGUAAAUAUUUCGUUGUUUUUGGCCACAAGGUGUUGUUUUGAUUGUUUUUAUGUGAAUAUGAUACGAUUCCAAGCAUAUGUUUGGUUUGUCCUGUUUACCAAAAGUGUGUUUGCUGCUAUUGUACAUACCUAUUGUACUGUAAAUAAUGACGAAUGAAAACAGCCAGCUAAAAUGUUUUGUUUAUAUAAUGACAACUGACCGUAGACCAUUGUAAAAUUAUUAUUAUUAUUAUUAUUAAUCUCUCAUAGCAAAAAAAAAAAAGAUCUUAAGCGUCGGUUUUGUGUAUAGUCAUAUUUGAAUAUACAUGUGAAAUGCCAUUAUUUUUGAAGGAGAUAGUAUCUUGUUUGAACUCACGUCUUAAAGAGAUAGUGUCACUGAAAAUGAAAAUCGUGUCAUUGGAGAUGCGUAUGACUUCUUUUUGUGUGUAAAACAUUAAAGGAGACGUUUGGCAGAAUGUUCAAGCUGCUCUUUUCUGCGAUGAAAUCGAAUGAGGGCCAGACAGCAAGUCAAAGUAUUCUGAAACCAUAUAAGAACUCGUGGUCACACUUUAUUUUGAUGGUUUGUUGAAUUGCAUCUACAUGCCAACUAAUUCUCAUUAGAUUAUAAGUAGACUGUUAGUGUAAGUUGACAUGUACUUGCAAAGUUACUUAUAGUCAGUUAAAUGCAGCAGUAUCAACAGAUAUUAAGCAGAGAGUCUACUAAUACUCAAGUGGAACAUCAAAAUAAAGUGUUACCCUUAAAGAUUUAUUCAUUAAUUAAAUGUCUUACGUUUUGGUCACUUUUAUUAUAUAAAAAAGAGCAACUUAAACAUUCUUAUAAACAUCUCCUUUUACCUUAUACGAGUUAAGCAUUUCAGACGAUAUAAGAGUGAACUAUCCCUUUAAGAAAGCAUCGUUUUAUUUAGUAAACAAAUAAUUCUAGUAAUAAUAAUACAGUUAAACUAAGCUAUGAUUGGAACAUGAGGAUCUGUGGUUAAUUUUACCAUAAUACUAUGGUAACAGAUGCAUUUUUUUAUUUAGAAAAGUGUGGAUCUAUUUUUCUUUUUGUCUGCUAAAGUUUAAGCAUCGAACUGUAUUUCCCUCUUCUAAUACUAAUUCGACAGCAAGGUUUAUUUUAUUUAGGUUCAAACAUUUGUAGCUCACAUUGAAAUGUCUGUUUGAUCGAAACAAUCUUAAAAUGUUCUUGUUUUUCUUUGCCAAAAUGAGCACUUAUGGAAAUCACACACGCGUAAACACUAGAAUUAUAGUAUUAGGAUACAAACUACAAGAUUAAAUGAGUUUUAAUCUUAACUCAGAUUAUGUUAGUUGUGUUUUGACAGAUAGCCAUGCAAAAGAAGACAAAACUGUCUUUCAAUUCAAUUUUAGUUGUGAUUUUAGACUCAACAAAGACCAGCUGAACUUCAAAUGAUUUCAUUUCAUUACAUUUCCCUUGAGGUAACAGAUUUUUCUGCCAUAAAUGUGACUGAAUGGAGUUUUUCUGGAUUUUUAUACCACUUUAGCAGAUCUGGAGUUUGAGCGCAUCUGUCUAGACUCUAGAUUGUACCAUCCACUCAAAGCCGAGAUGCUUUUGCUAUUCGGUGCAGCACCAAUGUCUUUGUUUUGUGUACAAAAAUGCCUCAUAUAAUGCACAUUUGUGACAAUUUUUGUAUCAAAAGCAUUUUUAUAUAUAAUAAAGGUUCUAUUUUAAGAAA